This is a messenger RNA of Yamadazyma tenuis ATCC 10573, 643 nucleotides long. RefSeq lists its product as uncharacterized. NCBI's taxonomy places the organism in Eukaryota, Fungi, Ascomycota, Pichiomycetes, Serinales, Debaryomycetaceae. Gene Ontology annotation, cellular component: endoplasmic reticulum. The record is from RefSeq and is a predicted model, not a curated record. Gene Ontology annotation, biological process: sphingoid catabolic process.
AUCCCCAACACACUUUUUAUUCCAUGACUGGCUUGUUAGACUUAAAAGAACACUUGGUGUUUUACAGAUCAUAUCACACAAACCCCAAGAAUGUCAACAUCCAUUUGAUAUGUAUCCCAAUCAUUUUGACAAGUGCAAUUGCCAUUCUCGCUACGUUUGCGCUUUCCAAUCCAUACCUCAACUUGGGAGCUUUUCUUAUUUCUAGCUUCGGAACCUUUUAUGUCUUGUUGGACUGGAAGGUUGGUAUCCCUACCGCUUGUGUUUACGGAACCUUUGCGUAUGCCUUCACCAACUACUACCACUUUGUGGCUGAAUCUCCGUUGUCAUACUUUACCCAACCGGACAUUUUUAAGUUUGCUGUGUUUGUGCAUGUGGUGGCAUGGCUAGCUCAAUUCUAUGGUCACAAAUUUCACGAGCAGAGAGCUCCUGCUUUGUUGGAUAACCUUCUUGGAGCAUUGGUGUUGGCACCAUAUUUUGUGUCUUUUGAGGUGGCUUUCUGGUUGGGAUUCAGACAGGAUAUAAAGGAGUACAUGGAUAAAGGAGCAGCCCAAAAACGGCUUGAAUUCAUGCGGCAGCAACUGACGAAAAAGACUCAAUGAACCGUAUUUAUUAGUUAUGCUUUAACGAUUGUUGGUAUUUGGUG